AUGAGCUCGCGAAACUUUCCUUCGCGUGGAGACGGCCAAGAUCGCGGCAACCCAUAUUCGCGCCGCAGGGGCCACGAUUAUGACCAUAGAGAUCGUGAUCAGGGGUACAGAGGUUAUAACGAUAGAUAUGAUCAUAGGGAUCAUGAGAGAGACCGAGACAGAAGAGACCGUAAUGGUGCCAAUGGAGGAAGGCAUUGGGAAAGAAGGGCUCCAGGCGGGUUUCCCUCUCGGCCCAGAGAUCGCGAUAGAGAUCGUGAUUCAAUUGACAGAGAUCGUCACCGUUCCCGAGACUCUCCCUCUGUUCAUUACAGCGAAGAGGUACUCAAUUCUGCAAAGCCUCUGGACUCAUAUACCCGUGCCUCUCUUUGGGACAAGGUACCGGAAGGAUUCGAGAAAAUCCCGGCUUCUCGGGCAAAAGCCUCGGGUAUUUUUCCAGCGCCAGGGGAGGUGAGAAAUUUGACCGAUAUCAAAAAGCUGCUUCAAUUGGAGGUGAAUGGUCGUCAGUCCCCUGGUGUGGGAGACGAUAAGAUGCUGGCUCCAGCUUUAUCUAGGGCAGCCAAAAGAUGUAUUAUUAGGGAGUCACAACCUCAGCCUAGAGAAUUGGAAAUUGUGGAGUUUCUCAAAGAGUUCAUUUUCUCCGUGAAAGGAUCAAAACCGAAGAUUAAGUCGUGGAAGUCGCCUGAUAACAAGGAUGUGAUCGUUGAGUUUGGUGAGUCUGAACUUGCCACAUUGGCACUGGCCCUGAAUGGGCUAACAUUGCCAGAGUUGAGCACUGUUCUGACUGUGACUCGUCCAGGGGAAUAUGUCUUAUAUCCGGAGGACGAAAUAUCCAAUACGUCGAAACUGAUUCUUUCAAACAUACCAUUGGACCACAGACUACUGGAUGUGAAGGAUGCAUUGGUCCCCGCUGGCUCUCUCAAAUCUUUCAAUCUUCUUACUGAUUUGGCUACAGGAGAUUCCAAGGGCAUUGCAUUUAUUGAAUUUGAGGAAACUGAUGAUUUAGACGAGAGGAUUGAGAAGACGACUGCCCUUAGUCUUGGUGAAAAGCCUCUCAUAUGUUUCAAGGCAUUCCAGGGUCCUGUUCAAAAAUCCAGCUUUACAUACGAGACGAUGGUUGAUCUGGCCGGAUCAGAAGAUACAAAGAGUCUGCACAAACUCUCUAGAGUUCUGGUGUUCUUACAGUGUAUUGCAAUUCGGGAGCUUGUGUCUCCUAUAACUUACGAGGAGGUUCAGGACGACUUCUAUGAUGGCUGUGCCAAACACGGCAAGGUUGAGCUUUUGCACAUACCGAGACCCAGUCCCACAUAUAAAGAUGGCGAUGAAGUUGCUGCUGAGGUUGGAAAUGUUUAUGUCAAAUUUGAUACCGAGGAAUCUGCAAAAGCUGCUUUGGAGGCCCUGGGUGGCAGAUUGUUUGGCGGGAGGUCUGUGAUAGGUGCCUACUUUGAUGAGAAAGAUUUUGAUCUCAGACUUUGGAAAACAAAGGUUACUUGGGAAACCUGA
Kuraishia capsulata CBS 1993 is the source of this 1500-nucleotide messenger RNA. RefSeq lists its product as uncharacterized. The record is from RefSeq and is a predicted model, not a curated record. Gene Ontology annotation, molecular function: pre-mRNA 3'-splice site binding; poly-pyrimidine tract binding. Bases 1 to 1500 code for a protein of 499 amino acids. Gene Ontology annotation, cellular component: U2AF complex; nuclear speck; U2-type prespliceosome. Lineage: Eukaryota; Fungi; Ascomycota; Pichiomycetes; Pichiales; Pichiaceae. The transcript has 3 exons.